AUGGAUAAAGGCAUCGGUGGACUUGGCUACCCCGUGGGCGUCAUUGGUGCCGGUGUCGUAGCAGCUCCCCACCUGGUCAGCGGCAAAGUCGGCUACCCCCUGGGCGUCGUUGGCGCCGGUGUCGUCGCUCCCCGCGUGGUCAGCAGCAAAGUCAGCUACCCCGUGGGCGCCAUUAGUGCCGCAAAGUCGGCUACCCCCUGGGCGUCGUUGGCGCCGGUAGUCGUCGCUCCCCGCGUUGUCAGCAGCAAAGUCGGCUACCCCCUGGGCGCCAUUGGUGCCGGUGUCGUAGCAGCUCCCCACCUGGUGAACAGCAAAGUGGGCUACCCCGUGGGCGCCAUCGGUGCCGGUGUCGUAGCAGAUCCCCGCGUGAUCAGCGGCAAAGUCGGCUACCCCCUGGGCGUCGUAGCUCCCCGCGUGAUCAGCAGCAAAGUCGGCUACUCCCUGGGUGCCAUUGGUGCCGGUGUCGUAGCAGCUCCCCACGUGAUCAACGGCAAAGUCGGCUACCCCCUGGGCGCCGGUGUCGUAGCAGCUCCCCACGUGGUGAACAGCAAAGUCGCACAACCCUUAGCUGCUGUGGCCGCUCCCCACCUCCUGCCCGGUGCCGCGUAUGCAGCUGCCCCCUUCGCACCCGCUGUUGCUGAUCCCGGCCCCGAGGUGGUCGCUGAGGAAGGCAUUGAUGUGGAGGUCGAGGAAGAGGCUCCUCUCCCCGUCAUCCCUGAAGUGGCACCAGGAUUUCUGGGCAAUCCUUGCCUCGCCGCACCAGCCCUGCGUCCCAUCUGCAGUCACUUCGGCCAGAAGUGCUGCCUGUCGAAGGGACUCAAGACUCUGGUGAAGAAGUAACUUGACGACACGUUCCGGACAGAUGCCGCCUACCAUCCUCCCCAUAGCUGCCCGCUUACUCGCUCGCUCACACCACCCCCCACCCCAUCCCAUGAAGCGCUUCUAAUUAGAUCAACGUCCAAAUCCACGAGCCCCGUCGCCUCUGUAAAGUCACAGCUCAGCCUCAGGAACCGACCCAUUCCUGCCGGAGUGUUGAAUUGACAUGUUCACGAUCUGAGGUCACAGCUCUGCGCCAGGUUAGGUGCACUCCCGAGGCCAUGGUGCAUUGCGAUACACCAUGCACACACACAAACAGGUGCGCAGGUUCAUGUGCACACAGCUCAGAAUCUGUUGCUGCCACUGCUGAUAUCAAUAAUUCCAUUCGAGUUGAUUCAGCUGACAUUCGAUCAGUCUGCGUGUGCAUGUCAGUCAUCUCAGUCAGUCAAACCCGUUGCACCUCCUGGGUCUGUCGCAUGAUAUUCUCCUGUCAGCAACGAGCCUUCGACACUUCAAGUGAUAGCCUGAAUAGGUACCUGGCCUGACACAGGUGCUGUGGCGAAUGAGGGUUAUUGGUAUUGGUCUGUGUGUGUCGGUGCAUUGCCAAGUCUAAGUUCACCCACCCACCCGCGGACGCAAGCCUUGACUCUCGC
Messenger RNA from Lethenteron reissneri (Far Eastern brook lamprey), 1469 nucleotides. RefSeq lists its product as uncharacterized. NCBI's taxonomy places the organism in Eukaryota, Metazoa, Chordata, Hyperoartia, Petromyzontiformes, Petromyzontidae. The record is from RefSeq and is a predicted model, not a curated record.